CUCUCUCCAUAUGGAGCCAGGCACCAGAAGCAGCAAGAUGCUGCUGGCUUCCUUUCCCCCCACGGCCAUCUUUUUCCUUCUAAUUUCUGGAGCUUUUCCAGAGUCCUGUGAGGGAAUUAUAGGAGGAAGCGAGGUGCCGUCUCAUGCCAGACGUUACAUGGUGCUCAUCAAAGGGCUGGAAACCUGUGCCGGGGCUUUGAUCAAAGAAAACUGGGUGCUGACAGCUGCUCACUGUGACAUGAAAGGGAAGCCUCAAAUUAUUCUUGGUGCCCAUUUCAUAUCUCAGAAAGAGAAACUCGAACAGAUUUUUUCCAUUAAAAGAGCGAUUUCCUACCCAUGCUAUGAUCCUGAGACAUUUCAAGGAGAUCUUCAACUCCUUCAGCUGGAUGGUAAAGCAACUAUAACCAAAGCUGUGGGCAUCCUUCCCCUUCCAAAGAGAGGAGACGACGUGAGACCCCACACCAAGUGUCACGUGGCUGGAUGGGGGAGCACCAAGAAAGAUUCCUGCAAAGUUUCCAACAUCCUGAGAGAAGUCAACGUCACUGUGAUAGACCGAAGAGUCUGCAACAACCCAGCGCAUUACGAUUUCAAGCAGUUUGUGGACAGCCACAUGCUCUGCGCUGGCGGCAGGAAAGGGGAAGAUGACUCGUGCAGCGGGGAUUCUGGAAGCCCUCUGAUAUGUGAUAACAUUUUCAGGGGUGUCACUUCCUUCGGGAAAUGUGGUGACCCCAAGAAGCCUGGUGUCUACAUUCUCCUUACAAACAAAUAUCUUGGCUGGAUCCAGAAAACCAUUGCAGGAGCCAUAUGACUCAGUUCCUUGGAAGCAGAAACCCGAGGUCAUCACUAGAGGAGACCAAACAAAAGGGUUUGGAACUUCACCUAUCCCCAAAGCACUUGCCAUCCUUCCUGACUGUACCAGCCGCAGCCUGUCUGAACCAGGCGCCAGCCACCUGCUUACACUGCUAUAUCAGUCACUAAGACUGCAGCUUCACACUUAACUCUCUCUGUGACAAGAGGGAGCGUUGAGAAGAGAGGGCCCUCUAUUCAGAGUAACUUGACUUUAUUCAGAAAGUGAGGCCUGAUGCUCUCCUAUGUGCUGUUUUUUAAAAAGCCAAAUUAGUCUUUGCUCUCACAAAUACAGC
Messenger RNA from Acomys russatus (golden spiny mouse), 1142 nucleotides. RefSeq names its product granzyme A (gene Gzma). The coding region runs from base 11 to 808 and encodes 265 amino acids. The transcript is spliced from 5 exons. Gene Ontology annotation, molecular function: serine-type endopeptidase activity. The record is from RefSeq and is a predicted model, not a curated record. Lineage: Eukaryota; Metazoa; Chordata; Mammalia; Rodentia; Muridae. Gene Ontology annotation, biological process: positive regulation of apoptotic process; proteolysis; negative regulation of oxidoreductase activity.